AUGGCCGAUAAUGCAUCGCGCGAUGAAGAAAUAUGCUUGAGGAGAACUCGGGUUGAUGGGGCACCAAAGCAUGAUUCGUUUUUAAAUAAAGAUGGGUUGCUAUUAAGAAGCUACGGAUGGUUAGUAAAAAACGCCAUAGGCAUUAUAAUACUAAUUCAUGGAAUUAAAGCUCACGCGAGACUAAACUUUUUAAAACCCAAUGUAGAGGUAGUAAGCAACGAUAAGGUUAUAGUGAAGGAUGAAAAUAAUUACUACGUUUAUGAAGAUAGCUGGGUAGAAUAUUUUAAUAAACAUGGGUAUUCCGUUUUUGGGUUAGAUUUACAAGGCCACGGUUUAUCAGAUGGAUUUGAAAAUCUCUGCCAUAAUGUAAAAGAGUUUGACGAUUUCGCUUAUGAUGUGAUGCAGUACAUUAGGAACAUUCAGGAUAGCUUAAAUGAUGGUACUGUUGACGAUGGGGGUAGUAGUUUGCCAUUUGGAGAGGACAAGAUAUGUGAGAGGAGGAAGCCGCUUCCCACUUAUGUAGUCGGUUUAUCUCUGGGUGGAAGUAUCGCUUUAAGGAUGCUACAAAUAUUAGGAAAGUCGCAAAAUGAAAAUACAGGACUAAACAUCAGAGGGUGCAUCUCCAUCUCUCCAAUGAUAACUGUUGAGAAGCUACCAUCCAAAAAUUCGUUUUUAUUUCAGCGCGUUUGUCUCCCAUUGUCCAAGUUCAUUGCUGAUCGGAUCCCAACGGUCAGACUUAUUGCCAUGUAUCCUUAUAAAAUGUAUCCGUAUAUUAAAUAUUUUAUUGAGUAUGAUAAAAUUCAAUCUAAGCAGGCCAUCACGUGUAGAUUUGGCUAUGAGCUUUUGAAAGCAAUCGACAAUUUAGACAAUGAUAUAAAAUACAUGCCUAAAAACAUUCCUGUGCUGAUUAUUCACUCUAAGAAGGACAUUUUGUGCUACUAUGAAGGAUCCCUAUCGUUCUACAACCGACUCGAUGUAAAGAAUAAGGAGAUGCACACACUGGUGGAUAUGGAGCAUAUCCUCACUUGGGAGCCCGGGAAUGAGAGGGUUUCGAAGAAGAUCGUCGAGUGGAUUAUGGGUCUGUCAUCGGAGGGGGGCGCCGCAUCUGAGGGGGGCAGCAUAUCUGAGGGGAGCAGCACAUCUGAGGGGAGCAGCACAUCUGAGGGGAGCAACACAUCUGAGGGGGGCAGCACAUCUGAGGGGAGCAGCACAUCUGAAAUGGUUAGCAUGGGAAGCGCCUCUCUCUAA
This is a messenger RNA of Plasmodium vivax (malaria parasite P. vivax), 1248 nucleotides long. RefSeq names its product PST-A protein. The record is from RefSeq and is a predicted model, not a curated record. Gene Ontology annotation, cellular component: membrane. Bases 1 to 1248 code for a protein of 415 amino acids. Gene Ontology annotation, molecular function: lipase activity. The transcript has a single exon. Lineage: Eukaryota; Apicomplexa; Aconoidasida; Haemosporida; Plasmodiidae.